Oppiella nova is the source of this 789-nucleotide messenger RNA. The record is from the annotation of a GenBank genome assembly. NCBI's taxonomy places the organism in Eukaryota, Metazoa, Arthropoda, Arachnida, Sarcoptiformes, Oppiidae.
AUGGUUGUUCCUACUGGAACUUUCAGGAUAACUGAUUCACCACCACGACCAGCACAGUUUGCGCCAGCACCCUUGAAUAUAUACGCUGCCACCACGACCACCAUCACCACCAUCUGGGCCACCAAAUGGUACAAAUUUUUCACGGCGAAAACUGGCUACGCCAUUGCCACCGUCGCCAGCCUCUACGGAACAAUAAUAUUGUCUAUCGUCCAACUCAGUGCUGCGCUUGGACCCGCAGAAUGUGAACUCGCUGUAAAAUAUACGCUUCAAGAAAUACACAAAGAAGCCAAAACUAAAAAGAUCUAUCUCCAAACAAUUGAAAGCCAUGCGACUCAACAUGGUUAUUCCUCGGUACUGCUAAGUGUCGAUGAGAAUGCCCGAACAUGGCUCAAUACUUGGCUCGGUACAAUUCAAUGGACUUUUCAAAGUCCAAUUCGUCCACAACAUAAACGUAAAAACUGGUUUGUAGGCAUCACACUAUUUGAUACACCGUUACAAUUACCUGCAGAUGACACCAUCACUUUUCAGGCCUGCCGUGCUUCAGGUGCUGGUGGACAACAUGUCAACACAACCGACUCUGCUGUCCAUGCAACUCAUGUUGCAUCUGGAAUAAGUGUAAAGGUCAUGUCUGAACGAAGCCAACAUACCAAUAAACGUGUGGCAAAAGAAUUGAUUGCACUCAAACUACAACAACAGAUGGAGAGCCAGCAAGCCCAUCAGAAACACGCUCAACAUUUACAACACGCGUUGAUUGAGCGAGGCAAUGCUAUACGCAGUUUUAAGAAGUAG